This is a messenger RNA of Blepharisma stoltei, 444 nucleotides long. The record is from the annotation of a GenBank genome assembly. Lineage: Eukaryota; Ciliophora; Heterotrichea; Heterotrichida; Blepharismidae.
AUGCAAAGCCGCAUCAAUAAAGAGCUCCAAGAACUUAGUGUAAACCCUCCAGAAAACUGCGCAGUUUCACUUGUUGGCGACAAUAUUUCUCAAUGGAGAGUAAACCUUUCUGGACCUCAAGGCUCGCCUUAUGAAGGUGGAAACUUCGAGCUUCUGCUUACAAUUCCUGCCAAUUAUCCAUUCAGAGCCCCAGAUGCCAGGUUUGCUACUAGAAUUUACCAUCCUAAUGUAAAGAGUGAUGACGGGUCUAUCUGUACUGAGCUCUAUCAAGCCAACUGGAGUCCAACCAAAAACAUUAGACACAUAAUAGAACUUAUAAUGAGCACCCUCAUCAGUCCAAGCCCUGAACAUGCAGUUGAGCCAGAAAUCGCUCAACAGAUGAUGAACAACUAUGAUGGCUUUGUAGCAACAGCCAGACAAUGGGUAAAUAAUUUUGCUCGCUAA